Spodoptera litura is the source of this 1064-nucleotide messenger RNA. RefSeq names its product pancreatic triacylglycerol lipase-like. Gene Ontology annotation, biological process: lipid catabolic process. Gene Ontology annotation, molecular function: lipase activity; serine hydrolase activity. The record is from RefSeq and is a predicted model, not a curated record. NCBI's taxonomy places the organism in Eukaryota, Metazoa, Arthropoda, Insecta, Lepidoptera, Noctuidae.
UGAUUUAAUUGCACUUCAAGCCAUGAAGUUUUUGGUAGUGUUAGCUGCCUUGGUUGCCUUGAGCGCUGGAAGCGCUAUCCCCUUAGUUCCCGGGGACAACAGCCACUAUGUAGAGGGCGAGAGUCGCUACAUCUGGAUGCCAGAUGGUGAUGGCAAACCUCACUUAGUGGACUUACAUGAACCUGCUGAUGUGGAAACAAUCGCAAGAAACGGCGCUAACAACCAAUAUUGGCUGUUCACCAGGCAAAAUCCUACCAAUGCCCAAAUUCUCGUCAACGGAAAUGCAAACUCUGUCGCAAACUCCAACUAUCGCGCUAACCGUGGCUUGAAAGUAAUCGUUCACGGAUGGAACAGCAAUGGAAACUCCGCAAUGAACCCUCAAAUCACAUCUGCAUUCCUCGCUGUCCAAGAUGUUAACGUAAUCGUAGUUGACUGGCGUGCUCUCGCUAACUCCAACUACAUAACUGCCACAAAUGGUGUUCCCGGUGUUGGUCAGUUCCUGGGUAACUUCCUAGUUUGGCUCAUUAAUACCGCAGGUGGAAACUGGAACAACGUUCACCUGGUUGGCUUCAGUUUAGGAGCUCACGUCGUAGGAAACGCUGGUCGCCAGGCUGGCGGUCGCCCGGCCCGAGUAACAGGUUUGGACCCAGCUGGACCCAACUGGGGUGGAAACUCCAAUGCACUAAAUGGCAAUGCUGGUCAAUACGUUGAAGCGAUCCACACUGAUGGUGGGCUUCUCGGUAUUUUCGAUAGAAUUGCCAACGGAGACUUCUACCCUAACGGUGGCAGAAAUCCUCAGCCGGGUUGCUGGAUCAGUACGUGCUCACACAGCAGGGCUCCUGAACUAUUUGCAUCCAGUGUCCGUACAAACCACUUCGUUGCUAGACAAUGCACCAAUAUUCAGCAGGCUCAAAAUGUCCAGUGCGCUGGCAAUGCUUUCAAUAUGGGCAACGGAAUUAUUUCGAAGCGCGGCAACGGAAUAUUCGGUCUACGCACAGGAUCCAGCUGGCCUUUCUAAUGACUUAGCGAUUAAAAUUAUAGCAAUAAAAAAAUAUUUAUUACAA